AUGCUCUUCUUCAGCUUCUUCAAAACGCUCGUGAACCACGAAGUGACGGUGGAGCUCAAGAACGACAUCUCCAUCCGCGGCACCCUCAAGAGCGUGGAUCAGUACCUGAACAUCAAACUGGACGACAUCUCGGUGGUAGAUGAGUUGAAGUAUCCGCAUUUGAGCUCGGUCAAGAACGUCUUUAUCCGAGGCAGUGUGGUGCGAUAUGUGCACCUGCCCGCUGCGGCGGUAGAUACGCCGUUAUUGGAGGAUGCAACAAGACGAGAGGCUUCGCAAACGGCUGCCAAAGCGAAACAGGGCACGUGA
This is a messenger RNA of Neohortaea acidophila, 306 nucleotides long. RefSeq lists its product as uncharacterized. Gene Ontology annotation, cellular component: Lsm1-7-Pat1 complex; U6 snRNP; U4/U6 x U5 tri-snRNP complex. Gene Ontology annotation, molecular function: RNA binding. Gene Ontology annotation, biological process: mRNA splicing, via spliceosome. NCBI's taxonomy places the organism in Eukaryota, Fungi, Ascomycota, Dothideomycetes, Mycosphaerellales, Teratosphaeriaceae. The transcript is spliced from 3 exons. Bases 1 to 306 code for a protein of 101 amino acids. The record is from RefSeq and is a predicted model, not a curated record.